Molecule: messenger RNA, 2168 nt
Organism: Owenia fusiformis
Lineage: Eukaryota; Metazoa; Annelida; Polychaeta; Sabellida; Oweniidae
Source: the annotation of a GenBank genome assembly
UACUAUGUCAAGUGGCUGAAUAGUUCUCUCAUACAUGGUCUUUGGAACUAUAUCUUCCUGCUGUCAAAUCUAGCAUUGUUCAUCCUGAUGCCAUUUGCCUACUUUUUCACUGAAUCAGAGGGAUUUUCAGGCUCUAAGAAGGGUAUAAUGGCCAGAGUGUAUGAAUCACUGGUGUUACUGUGCCUCCUGGCUAUCCUAGUGUUUGGUCUGGCAUGGGUCGCCUUGGCUCUUAUUGACAAAGAUACAUCUAGCAGGAAGGCUCUGUGGCAUGUUUGGAGUUUCUAUCUGCCCCUGCUGUACUCAUUUAUCUCCCUGUUGGGGGUCCUCAUGCUGCUGAUCUGUACCCCAGUGGGAUUUGCUCGACUCUUCACUGUCAUGGGUCAACUUGUUGUCAAGCCACAGUUUUUACAAGACAUCGAAGAGGAGAUUAACACAGCGAGAUUUGAAGAAGAGACUUUACAUAGAAAAUUGCAGUAUAAAGUGAGGCACACAAUAGCCAAUGGAACAAACAGUGUCCAAGAGAUUGAAGAGAAAUUAACAGAAGUCCAAGAAGACAGAAGAAAACUUGAAAAACGGAAAAAGGUGUCAGCCCUUAGGCGCAACUUGGGUUACCCACUGAUGAUGAUCUUACUUUUAGCUUUAACAGCUGUAUCUGUGUUAAUAGUGGUUCAGAAUUCCAUAGAACUGUUAUUAGGAGGAAAGGAGUUACCUGUAGGCAAAAAGGACACAGUAUUAGGCAAGUCCUCUUUGGUGGCACUCGGUCCAAUUGGAGCAGCAUUUGAAAUUGUACUGAUUCUCUACUUUAUGUUAGCCUCUGUUGUUGGCUUCUAUAGUUUACCAGUAUUUUCCCGUCUACGCCCUUUAUUGCAUGAUACAACAAUUACGAAAAUCAUAGGCAACUGCGUAGUCUUACUUGUACUAAGUUCAGCUCUCCCAGUAUUAUCACGAGCAUUGGGAAUCACAAAUUUUGAUCUUUUGGGAGACUUUGGAAAAAUUGACUGGUUAGGAAACAUGGAAAUAAUAUUGACAUACAACCUGAUAUUUGGAGUGGCGACAUCUUUAUGUCUGGUUAAAAAAUUCACAUUAUCCAUUCGACAAGAAAUCUAUAGAAGAUUAGGAAUGGCAUUCCGUAGAGAACAAAAACGUACAACGUCACUGAAUAUAAAUGGUAGCGCUGUAAAGGACCAAUCACAUCCAAGCAACGGCUUCACAUCCCCAAAUAAUGGGACAAAUGGCACAAUACAACUGAGUUCAACGAUCACAAUGAAUGGAAACACAACUCACGACAAAAAUGAAUAGUUGGAUAUAAUAAAGGAGGUGCUUGGAUAACAAAAUAUGCUUAAAAUCUCAAAAAACUGAAGUUAGAACAGGGGAACAUUUCGGAGACAGUAUUAUAUGUUUUGUGUGUGUUUAUCCAUAAAUGACUAACUUAACCAGGUCAUUUGUAUAAAACUAUGUAGCGAAACAUUUCGAAUGGUGAAAGAGCUAGAGAACUUGGGCCAGUGCUUUAAUAUUAAUGAAGUGCCAAUUUGAUAUUAGUAGGUCACCUAUAAGGUCAGUAUGUGAAUGUGCUAGAUAUUAUGUAAUGACAUCCACUUGAAUAGCUUAAAAUAAAUUGAAAGAAUUCCUCUUGGCAUUCAGGCAGAGGUAAAGCAUAAUAAAUAUAUCAACAAUAUUAUGUCAGUCAUUGGUUUCAAAUAUAUUUCAAAUAUAAAAUAUAUAUGAAGUAUAAACAAUUCUGAAAUAGAUUUGCUUAAAAGCAUCAUUAUAAGAUCAUAAUGAGAUCCCCAGUAUGCCUAACUAGUAAUUGUGAAAGUAAAAAUGUCUGAAAUGUUGUUAAACACUUCUGAUUUGAGGGGACUGUACUUGGUAGUGUUUGAUUGCUACUACAUGUAUUUCAUUUAUGCAUUCUACUGCAGCCUUAACCAUUGUAGUAUUACAAGAAUGGCCUCUGUUUGGUGAUUGACAUGUAUACAAUGAAACUAUAUUCAGUCAUAAUGUUAUAUAGUCAAUAUAGAAUCUGUGGAACUGGUUAAAAUGAUCUAACAAUGCAAUUUCUCUAUAUAUAAAUCUUCAUAUGGUGCUAUCCUGUGGGGUGUGAAUAUGUUCUUUUUUCUCAUGUUAUAUUGUGAUAUGACUGAAAUCUGUGUAAAAUACAAUUCCUCUCU